AUGCAUGUACCGCAGCAUAUUACAGUUGCCGGGGAUGCUGAUCAGGAACAUACAAGACAACAUUUUAGCAAUGCUGAUAAGUAUGCUUAUCAGAUGAAUGUGCCAGAAAGGAUUCUCGUUACUGGAGGCAAUGAAACACGUGCUGAUCGUGCGCCACCAUCCGAAGUAAUACUUGACCGUAUGGCUCUCUUUUAUCCAACUGCCCAGUUAGCUACUCCGCCGAGAACACUGACGCUUGAUAAAGGACCGUGUCCGGAAAUUGCUGGCGAUACUCCUUCUCCUAAGGAUACGCCUCCCUUACAGGAACUUUCAUCAUCACUAGCGGUAGAGCAGAAUCCUCUGCGUGAAUUGAAAUUAAUGAGGCGACAGUUAGGACGUUUGUCGACACGUUUGUAUCAGUUAGAAGAUGACUUCGAACGUAGAAAAACUAAGGAAUCUUUGCUGUGGACAUGUGUGCUAAGUAUUACUGGUUUAUUUUUGUACUUAUUUUUCAAGAAAAAGGUUUAG
Messenger RNA from Acanthocheilonema viteae, 507 nucleotides. Lineage: Eukaryota; Metazoa; Nematoda; Chromadorea; Rhabditida; Onchocercidae. The record is from the annotation of a GenBank genome assembly.